Messenger RNA from Aspergillus heteromorphus CBS 117.55, 1506 nucleotides. RefSeq names its product putative proline permease. Lineage: Eukaryota; Fungi; Ascomycota; Eurotiomycetes; Eurotiales; Aspergillaceae. The coding region runs from base 169 to 1425 and encodes 418 amino acids. Gene Ontology annotation, molecular function: amino acid transmembrane transporter activity. Gene Ontology annotation, cellular component: membrane. Gene Ontology annotation, biological process: amino acid transmembrane transport. The transcript has a single exon. The record is from RefSeq and is a predicted model, not a curated record.
UCCUACAUAUUGCUAUCUGCGUUGGCUUACUGCCUGACGACCGCCAAUGCAGAGAUUGCAGCUCAUCGACCGGCUCCUCACGGUACGUUGGUGGCCAACAGUUUCGAAUACGGCUCGAGCCACCUGGGAUUCUCCCUAGGCUACCUCCGCUGGUACUCUCUAGCGAUGAUGGUUCCUUUUGAAAUCACCACUGCCAUGGUCAACCUUGGCCUAUGGAAUCCCGAGCCCAAAAUGGCGGUUCGCCUCUCGAUUGUCGCGAUCCUGAUCCUCCUCUUCAACAUGCUCCCGCAACGGGCUUUCAGGCGAACCGAGACCGUGUUCACGGGCUUGAAGAUCGUUACCACCGCUGGCUUGGCCCUGUGCUCGCUGUACCUCGCCAUCAGAGGUCUUCCCGGUACGCCCGUCCGAGGCUUCCGCUACUGGCACGAGCCUGGCCCCUUGAACGAAUACCUAGUCCGUGGCAACCUAGGUCGCUUCUUGGGCUUUCUGCAGUGCCUCCUCUACAGUGUGAUCUCUUUCACCUUGACCCCGGAGAUCACGGUCCAAAGGGCCGAGCAGUUCAACAACGAACAGGGCCCGGGCAUCUUGAGCAGGGCUAGAGUGGACAGUGUCCAGUUCUUCGUGCUGUACCUCCUUACUGUGUUCAUGAUGACUUUCGCCAGUCCAUUUGACGAGUCUCGCCUGACAAAUCAUGGCAUGGGCGCUGGGGAGUCGCCGUUCAUUGUGGGCAUGAACCGGGCCCAAAUCCCUGUGCUGCCUGUGAUCGUCACCGCGCUUUUUUUCCUGUCGUCGAUUGCUUCCGGGCGCUCUUUCCUAUAUAUCUCCUCGCGCGCACUGUACAACCUGGCCGAGAAUGGCCAUGCCCCCGCCCUGUUCGCGACUCGAAAUCGGUGGGAAGUCCCAUAUGCUGCCAUCAUCGCGUCUGCUACGUUCUCGCUGUUUGCUUUCAUGUCCCUGGCGGAGUCCAGCUCGGCAAUCUUCAACUCGCUGAUGUACUUCAUCACGACGUCCGGCUCCAUCUCAUGGCUGUGCUCAUGCAUCAUCUGUUCUCGACCCGGGGCAUCACGGAGUCGGUCCCAACAUGAUUUUUUCCCCCGCGUGGCCCUAGUGAAUGUGUGCUCGGCUUCCUGUCAGGACUCGGAUCCGACCACAUCGUUGGAGUCGGUCCUGUCGACGGCGACAAGCGGGUGCUUGAUCCGACACUGGUCCCAUCUUCCUCCUCCUCGUCUGCAAUGGGCUCCAGCACGCGAACAUCGUCGGAUCCGGCUUGGCUGGAGAAGUCGUUUCCGCGCAGCUGUGACCCCCUGGGCUUGGACACGGAGCGGGUCCCGGACUUGGAAGCGCCCGCGGUGGCCGACGGGUAGACACAAUCACGGUUGCCCUUGCGACAUCGGUCGCAGAUGGGGCGCGCCUCAUCGCACUUGAUCCGGCGGGAGCGACAGGUGAAACAGCCGCUGCGGGUACGCUUAUGCUUCUUUUGGUCGGAUGUGGGUUGUAUGAGCGAUU